Onychomys torridus (southern grasshopper mouse) is the source of this 2159-nucleotide messenger RNA. RefSeq names its product G-patch domain and KOW motifs (gene Gpkow). Lineage: Eukaryota; Metazoa; Chordata; Mammalia; Rodentia; Cricetidae. Gene Ontology annotation, molecular function: nucleic acid binding. The transcript is spliced from 11 exons. The record is from RefSeq and is a predicted model, not a curated record. Gene Ontology annotation, cellular component: spliceosomal complex. Bases 126 to 1589 code for a protein of 487 amino acids. Gene Ontology annotation, biological process: mRNA splicing, via spliceosome.
GACCUGUCUCUGAGGCGUUACUUUGUGGGAUAGGUUGUUCUUUUGCUCCUCGCCCAGCCCCUAGCGAAUUGAGCUUAAAUAAAACUUCCCAGCAAGCAGCGCGCUAGCCUGGGAAUCGGGACAAGAUGGCGGACCCAGAAAGUGUACGGCCGGCUGCCGCUUCACCGGCCCCGAUUUCUUUCGGUUUCACUCGCACGUCUGCCCGGAGGCGACUGGCAGACACCAGAGACGGAGAAGGACGGGCCUCGGAGGAGAAAGAUUUCUUGACGACCGUGGAAGGGAGGGAGCUGCACAGUGUGAAUCCUCCAGAAGCUCCCAAGGAACUGGUCAUCCCAUUGAUCCAGAAUGGGUCUCGAAGGCAACCACUGCCCAAGAGCUCCAAGCCAUCCUCAGAAACUAGGAGUGUGUUGACGUCAGAUGGUGUGCUUUCCCUGGCUGUGAAGGAGCUCAUUGAGGAAUCCAAGAAGUCUCUGGAGGAGAGGGAGAAUGCAGGUGUUGACCCCACGCUCACUAUCCCCAUGAUCCAGAAAGGAUGCAGUCCCAGUGAGGAAGGACCAGACAGCGAACCUCAGGCCGAGACGGUGCCGAAGGAAGCUGACUAUGAGGCAGUCCCUGUGGAGGCCUAUGGGCUGGCCAUGUUGCGAGGCAUGGGAUGGAAACCUGGCAAGGGCAUCGGCAACACUUUCAGUCAAGUAGUGAAGCCCCGAGUCAACUCUCUCAGGCCCAAAGGCUUAGGGCUGGGUGCCAACCUGAUGGAGGCCCAGGCCUUGACCUCCACUGGCUCUCACCACCCACCAAGACCAGAUGGGGAUCGAAAGAAAGAUAAGGAAGGCCAGCCUCAAGGGUUGAUGCCUGGAGGAGCUGUGGUGGUCCUUUCUGGCCCUUACCGGGGCCUCUAUGGGAAGGUAGAAGGCCUUGAUCCUGACAAUGUUCGGGCCAUGGUUCGUCUGGCAGUAGGCAACCGCAUUGUGACUGUUAGUGAGUAUUGCCUACGGCCUGUUUCUCAGCAGGAGUUUGAUAGCCACGCCUCACAGCCAGGCCACGUGAGUAAAACUUCCACAGAGCAGCACAGAACAACUGGAACAGCCUUGUCAUUGAAAGCCCUCCAGAAUCAGGAGGAAUCAAGGAGGCGGCAGAAGGAGUCGGAGAGGAAGCGGAAACACCCCUCAGACCGACAGGACGAAGUGGUGGCAAAGAGUGAGAAGGCAGCCGCUAAGAACAAGCACUGGCUGCACAGGGACUUACGAGUGCGCUUCAUUGACAGACUGCACAAGGGGGGCCGCUAUUACAACACCAAGAUGACCAUUGAAGAUGUCCUCAGCCCAGACACUUGUGUGUGUCGGACAGAUGAAGGCCGAGUUCUAGAAGGUGUGAAAGAGGGCAUGCUGGAGACCCUGAUCCCCAAGGGAGAGGGCCACCGUGUGAUGGUGGUGCUGGGACCACAUGCUGGAAAGGUAGGACUUCUUCUGAGUCGGGACAGCGUGCAGAGUCAGGCUUUGGUACAACUUGGGAGAGAGACUCGGGUGCUGGAGCUCCACUAUGACACUAUCUGCCAGUACGUGGGCCCCAGCGCCUCAGAUGAAGACUGAUCUGUGGAGCACUGCAGCACCUAGGCUGUCACAGGUUGGGAGAAGAUGGGGGAUAACUGUUCUGUCCCCCUUUGAGGUACAAGAACAGCAACGUGAGUACAUAGACCAGACUAUUUACCAAAAUUUAAGUGUAAUAGAAUUCAUUUUAAAAAAUGGGAAGAUACAGCCAAACCAGUAUGUGAGCUGGGACUUCAGGUGGGAACUGAGAUGACUGAGGUGGAACUACUUCAUUUCUUAGCCUCGUGUCCCUGCUCAGGGUGCAGGACAAGUGAAAUUCCCCAUCCGAUACAGAGCUCACUCUUGGAACAUAGAAACUAUGAACUCUGUCUGUCUCCAGACAAACACCAUAGGAUCUCCAGUGCUACAUCUCUGAACAACUUCCUGAGUUUGGGUCUCGAAUGGCUUUCAAAGGCCCAUAUCUUUCUUUUUUAAGAUUUAUUGGAUUUUUGGUUAUAUGUAUGUGUGUGCCUGGGUGAGUGUGUGACUGUACAAAUGCUUUCAGAGUCCAUGAGUGUUGAAUCCCCCUGGAGCUGAAGUUACAGGCAAUUGCAAGCUGUUGGACAUGGGUGC